This is a messenger RNA of Amaranthus tricolor (Joseph's coat), 2073 nucleotides long. RefSeq names its product VQ motif-containing protein 9. The record is from RefSeq and is a predicted model, not a curated record. The transcript is spliced from 2 exons. Bases 203 to 955 code for a protein of 250 amino acids. Lineage: Eukaryota; Viridiplantae; Streptophyta; Magnoliopsida; Caryophyllales; Amaranthaceae.
UAGACAAGAGUAGUAAAUAUAAGAAGGCUAUUGUCUUAUUGUCCCUUUACCACCGACCUCUUAAUCCCCCCAUAAUGUUUUCCAAAUCAUAACACAAAAUCUCACCUUCAUCAUCAUCAUUAUCACCUUCUCCUUCUUCAACCACAAACACUCACUCUUUCUCCCAAACACACCCUUUCAUCUUCAACCCACCCAAAUCAAAAUGGAUAAUAAUAAUGAUAUUAAUAAUAAUAAUAAUAAUAAUAAUAAUAAUGUCUCUGCAGAUUCCUCCACUUCUUCUUCAUCUACCACCAUUAAUCCCAACAACAAAGAUCAUUUCUUGAGACAUCUCAAUAAACUUUCUCACAAGAUCUCUAAACCCACUCCCUUAAACCUCCCACCUUCUAACGUCGCCGGUUCUUCCUCUUUUAUCCCCACUAGACCGCCUCUUGAACCGCCGGUUCACCCUCCACAACAACAACAACCCCCGGUUUAUAACAUCAACAAGAGUGAUUUCCGUGAUGUUGUCCAGAAACUCACCGGCUCACCUGCUCACGCCGCUCAGCCGCCGCCGAUUCAUGCUCCUAAGCCGGCUAGUUCUCGCCUUCAACGUAUACGCCCACCACCACUAGCGCAACUUAGUACUCGUCCACCUUCUUUGCUAAACUCCGCUGUUAAUGGCGUCAACCCUCUCUCUCCUCUCCCACCUUUCCCGACUUGUCACGCGGCUGCUGAGAGUCCCAUCUCUGCUUACAUGAGAUUUCUCCAUACCAGUGAGUCUUCUCUCAAUCGUACAGGUCAGAUUUUUCCUUCUACCUCUGCCAACUCUCCGGCGGAUUUAACGGCGAUGCUUCCUCCAUUUGGAUGUUUUCCGUCACCAAAAUCGCCGUGCCCUCUCCUUUCUCCGACGGGAAAUGGUACGUUAGGGUUUCCGAUUUCUCCUACUGUCCCUAGCCCUAAAUGGAGGGAUUUGUGACCCCUUUCAGGUAAAACAUUCAAAAUGGGAAGAACAUUAAAGAACGGAGGGAGUAAUACUUAUUAGAGGUGUUCAUUCGGGUGAUCAGGUAGGUUUUGGACGAGUGUCAUUCGGUUCAGUUAUAUUUCGGAUGCGUGUUACGGCGGGUCACACUCGGGUCAGGUCGGUUUGUCACGGUUCGAUUGAAGAUCAGUUAUUUGAGCUAUCGAGUUAGCAUCGGUUCGGUGUCGGUUGAAGUUCGUGUCGAGUAGUCAAUUGGUCUCAGACUGUCAUCGGUUAAUAAUCGGUUGGGUUUAUCGGGUACAGAUCGAGUUCAGGUAUUAUUUUCCAGUGGAAUUCGGCUAUGAAUUAUUAAUUACAAUAGAUCGAUUCAAUAUCAAAUUAACUUAGAAAUUUUUUAAUUGAUGAUAAGAUUCCCCUUAGUUAAGGCAAAAUAGUUAAAAUGCAAAUCAGUUAGUGAUUAUUACUUUGUUACUUUUACUUGUUUGACUGUAAAUUAAAAAUAAAGUUUUAUCAUUUUUUAUCUCAUUUGAUUGAAAAUAAUUAAAUAAACAUUGAACAUUAAUUAUUAACUCUAAAUAUAUGAAAUCAUGUAUUUAUAAACUUUAAUUUAUUAAAAUUUCUAUUACUUUAUUAGAUUAACUAAUAAGAUGAUUGAAUAUGAGUCGAUCAUAUCUUUAUGUUAAAAAUUGGUUCAGGUUUACAGCAUUUCGAUUAAAAAUUCGUUCGGGUUAAGUCGGUUUUAGCCUGAUCAAGUUCGGUUUUGAGCAUGAUUCAGUUCGGUCACUAUUAGGUUCGGGUAAUCUUGAUUAACGGUUAUAUGUCGGUUAUAAAAAUCGGUCGCAGUUGGGGUUCGAUUUUACGAUUUUCGGUCGUAAAUUGGUUCGGGUGGAACUUCUGUUCGGAUAAUGUCGGUUCGAUAAACCUAAAAAAGAAACAUAUUUUCAGGUCAGUUAACUUUCGGUUCGGGUUUUUAGGUCGUGAGUCGUGACACAUUUGAACAGCUCUAAUACUUAUGGUCCUUACAUAUCUUCUUCUAACUUUAUUUAAUAUUUUUAUAUUUCUUAUGCUUUUCAUAUAUUUUACACUAACUUUAUAAAAAUAAUUUUUUAUUAGUU